GAAACAGAAGUUGCACAAGGAGGCGAUGUGCCCGUCUGUGGGUUCUGCAUGUUGAAGACUCCAGCCACCUGGCUCUGCCAGCUCCACCCACAGGGCUGCUCUAUAUGUAUGGGCCCAGUGGAGCUCACCCGUUAUCCCUGAUUUCCAGGACAACCAGCCUCGUGUUCUCACAGGAGCCACAGCACAGACUGGGAAACAUGGGUGUGAAGCUGCUUGAGUCCCGACUUUGUCUCCUGCUGCUGCUGGGACUUGUCAUGGUGGUUGCCUCAUUCCAGAUCCCUGCCCAUUUAACCCCGUCCCAGUGGUUUGAAAUCCAGCAUGUAAUUAUGACCAGCCCCCGAUGCACUGCUGCAAUGAGGAGUGUCAACCGGCAUACAGGACGGUGCAAGGACAAGAAUACUUUUCUUCAUACAAGCUUUGCUGCUGUCGUUGGUGUGUGUGGCAGUAUGAAUGUUCCCUGCAGGAACAGGACACAUUCAAAUUGUCAUAAUAGUUCAGCUCCGGUGUCUUUGACUUACUGUAACCUCACAACUCCAGGAAGCCAUUAUACACAAUGCCAAUACCAAACGACACAGGCAAGGAAGUUCUACAGAGUUGCUUGUAACAUUAGUACCCCACAAGACAACGGCUCCUAUCCGAUUGUUCCGGUUCACUUGGAUGGGAUAUUUUAGCCCCAGUACCAGUACUUUGUGUCUUCGCUCUCUAACUGCUAGUUCCAUGGUUGUAGUAGUGAAGAUCCAGUUCCUCUGUCUGCGCUGCCACGAGCACCUGUCCUUGUGAAGCCUGUCCCUGACUCCCUUCAAAUGUAGCUGAACAGAUAUCUUUUCUACUCAAUAAACACCUUUGCAUAUUCA
Molecule: messenger RNA, 854 nt
Organism: Peromyscus leucopus (white-footed mouse)
Lineage: Eukaryota; Metazoa; Chordata; Mammalia; Rodentia; Cricetidae
Product: eosinophil cationic protein-like
Exons: 2
Coding region: 105-671 (188 amino acids)
Biological process (GO): innate immune response in mucosa; chemotaxis
Molecular function (GO): nucleic acid binding; RNA nuclease activity
Source: RefSeq, a predicted model, not a curated record